This is a messenger RNA of Austrofundulus limnaeus, 2036 nucleotides long. It is a transcript of the gene aldh9a1a.1, whose product is annotated as aldehyde dehydrogenase 9 family, member A1a, tandem duplicate 1. Gene Ontology annotation, molecular function: oxidoreductase activity, acting on the aldehyde or oxo group of donors, NAD or NADP as acceptor. NCBI's taxonomy places the organism in Eukaryota, Metazoa, Chordata, Actinopteri, Cyprinodontiformes, Rivulidae. The record is from RefSeq and is a predicted model, not a curated record.
ACUGUCAGCUGCUGUAACUGUAGUGGGUGUGUCUGACAUUUGUCCAGUGAGCGAGAAGGCUGGGAAAGGAGGUGUGUCCACGCGCCGAAAGUGCAUAAAUAAAACCCCGCAAAUUGUGAACCCGCGUCCAUCUUGCACCGACUUUGCACCAGAGAAGACUCCUGUUCGUCUGAAAAUGGCCCAGUCAGUCCUGGACUCGAUGCCCGGAGCCUCGACCGGAACCGUGGUGGUCACGGAACCGCUGAACUUCUGGGCUGGAAAGAGGGUUAAACCCCGGCAGGAGAAAAACGCCGAGUCCGUGUUCGAGCCUGCGACUGGCCGUGUCCUGUGUCAGAUGGUGCCCUGUGGGGCUGAGGAGGUAGAUGAAGCCAUACAGAGCGCACACUCCGCCUACCUCAAAUGGAGCAAGCUGGCCGGCAUGGAGCGGGCCCGGAUCAUGCUCGAGGCGGCCCGCAUCAUCAGGGAAAAAAAGGAGAAGAUUGCAAAGCUGGAAGUGAUCAACAACGGCAAGUCCAUCACUGAAGCUCUUGUGGACAUCGACAUAGCCUGGCAGUGCAUAGAGUACUAUGCUGGUCUGGCUGGUACACUUGCAGGUCAGCACAUCCAGCUUCCUGGCGGAGCGUUUGCGUACACCAGGAGGGAGCCCCUCGGUGUGUGUGCAGCCAUCGGGGCCUUUAACUACCCCUUCCAGAUUGCUGCCUGGAAGUCUGCUCCUGCUCUGGCAUGUGGUAAUGCCAUGGUGUUCAAGCCCUCUCCCAUGACUCCGGUGACGGCUGUGAUCCUGGCUGAGAUCUACAAAGAAGCAGGGGUGCCUGAUGGGCUCUUCUGUGUGGUCCAAGGUGGAGCAGAGACGGGCUCUUUGCUCUGCCAGCACCCUAAGGUGGCCAAAGUCACCUUCACUGGCAGUGUCCCGACCGGCAAGAAGGUCAUGGAAAUGUCUGCAAAGGGGGUGAAGCAGGUGACUCUGGAGCUGGGAGGGAAGUCUCCCCUUAUCAUCUUCAAAGACUGCCAGCUGGAGAACGCAGUGAGGGGGGCGCUCAUGGCUAACUUCCUGACUCAGGGGCAGGUUUGUUGCAAUGGGACCAGGGUGUUUGUGCAGAGGGAGAUCUUGCCACAGUUUCUGGAAGAAGUGGUCAAGAAGACCAAGGCCAUCCUGGUUGGUGACCCCCUGCUCGACACCACCCGGAUGGGAGCUCUGAUCAGCAAGCCCCAACUGGACAAAGUGUUGGGGUUCAUUAGUCAGGCCAAGGAGCAGGGAGCCAAAGUGCUUUGUGGAGGAGAGCCUUUAGUCCUCAAUGACCCCAAACUGAAGGGGGGUUAUUACAUGUCACCCUGUGUUCUUGAUAACUGCAGAGACGACAUGACCUGCGUGAAGGAGGAGAUCUUUGGUCCGGUCAUGUCCGUCCUGCCGUUUGACACAGAGGAGGAAGUGAUCCAGAGGGCCAACAACACCACCUUCGGACUGGCCUCUGGAGUCUUCACCCGGGACAUAUCUCGAGCUCACCGCAUGGCAGAGAAGCUGGAGGCGGGGACCUGCUUCAUCAACAACUACAACAUCAGCCCUGUGGAAGUGCCGUUUGGAGGAUAUAAGAUGUCAGGUUUCGGCAGAGAGAACGGUCAGGUGACCAUCGAGUACUUCUCCCAGCUGAAGACGGUGGUUGUGGAAAUGGGCGACGUAGAGGAAUACUUCUAACUGGAUCAAGUUUACUCAUUUAAACUCUGAAUGGAUUCAUUUACUCACUACCUUCAUUCCAUCAUUUGUGCCAUAGAAACUACUAAACCCUCUCUGUGUUUUCUAACAUUUCAUACAGUUGAACCUGGUUUUAGAAGAACUGGCUUCCUGCUCAAUCUGUGCCUAACACAAGUUUAAAGCUAAUACAUGUAGAGACAUGAUGAUGUCAAAGUAAAAAUGCACUAAAGGAACCGAGAACCUUAACCUGUAAUCCUGCUUUUAGAGACUGUAACCAGUUUGCUUCAACUAAAAAGCUGAUGGAUUUUUUUUCUUGUUAUCAAAAUAAAAUGUUUUGGUGGCAACA